AUGUCUCAAGCAUCGUCCUGCGUUCAAAAUCGCAAAUCCAGGUGCCUCACGGCGUCACAAAUCGCCAAGGACAGUGGCAGAUUUGAACAAUGGUCCCAGUACAAUCAUCUUGUCGUGGGGAGUUACCAUACAGAUAUCCCUGUGCACCUUAAGCAGGAUGUGGAGGACGUCUUUAACAACUUUAGACGGCUACCGGAAUCUUGGAUCAACAAAGAUUCGACUACAUACGCUAGGCUUCAAAAGGACCUGGGUCAGGAGUUUUUGGCUUUCCUCCAGUCUGCACAGGUCUCGUCGCCGUCGAUAUUCUCUCCCAAGGCGAAGCGGAAGGAAUCCCAGCAGCUUCUUCGGGAGUUGCAGAAUGUCUUCCUGGCAUUUCAAAAGCUGGAGAAGUUGCGCGAUUCCGAAAAGACUUGGACGGAGGCCGACUAUGCGGCUCAAGUGUACAAUGUUCUGCGCGCAACGGUCGGAUUGCUCAGCGACAACAGGGCCCAUUGUCCCAUAUCGCUCCCUCAGCCUUUGAACGAACAUGUUGUGACCAAGAAAGCCGCGCUCAACCUGAAUGCCCGGACCAUUCGGCCCGACGGCUCAUUGUUUGUUCCUCGCCACGAGAUUGCUGAGCUAUCCGAGGAAGAAAAGUCACCUUUCAACGUGCUGGCUCAGCGUCGUAAUACGAACAACUCCGCGAGUCACGGCGGCGCCUCGUCGUUCAAGUGGCAAAGCACGCUAUGCUCCAAGCUCCCAGCGCAGCCCGGUUUCGAGGUCGCUAGUUGCUUCUGGGAAGAUAAGAAACCAGAACAAAAGGAGCUGGAGGUCGCGUACCGACAGAAUCGUAUGGCGACAACGGCCGCUCUGAGGCAACUUCACGCCCUGAGGAUCGAGGCUCCCGUCUUCGGUCUGGUGUGGGCCGAGGGCACCGUGCGGGCCCACGUCGACUGGUACAAGGAAGAAGACGGGAGAUUUACCAUUGUGUCCGCACCGUACCCCGGGCCGCCACCCGAGCAACCAGUGCGAAGGAAACAGCUCUUCCAUAGCUGGAACCUUGCGGACCCCGGGCACAUCAUUCAGGUGUACCUGCUCCUCCGGAAGCUCGAUCGUUGGACCGUGACUGGAUUCCGGGACCGGGUCGUAACGGGCAUCCGGAGCCUCGUCGACGAAGUCGAGAAGCACGACGGCAAAGUCGUUCAAUGGCGCCGACGUAGCAGCCUCGGCAAAGAUAUGGGCAGAACGGACGAGCACGAGUACGAGCCAGAGUCCAUCUCGAGUCCAGCCAAGCCUCGCGCGCGGGGCAAGGCAGCCAAGCAAGCCAAGCGGCGGACAACUCGGGGCGCUGUCUGA
Molecule: messenger RNA, 1335 nt
Organism: Dichomitus squalens LYAD-421 SS1
Lineage: Eukaryota; Fungi; Basidiomycota; Agaricomycetes; Polyporales; Polyporaceae
Exons: 6
Coding region: 1-1335 (444 amino acids)
Source: RefSeq, a predicted model, not a curated record